AUGAAAUUUGCAAAUUUCAUUGACAAAUUGAAAAUGCAUGAUCAAAAGGAAAGAUUAAGGGGGUGUGAGGGAGGGAAGGGGAGGACCAACCUAGCUAACCUGGACGUCGGCCACUGGUCUUUCAAGGUGGCGGCAUCGGUCAAGGGAGGCAGUGGCACAGUGGCAACCAGUCAUCUCCUUCUCGGUAGAUGCAUCCUUCAAGGCAACUUCGUCAUCUUCGUGGUGGUGGCGGCGGCGACUGCUGCUUCGUCUUCUUCGCGUGGUGGUGGCUCUUCGCGUCUUCCGGCCGGCGUGGGGCUUCGCACCUUUGGUGGUGUGACUGAGUUUGACAGGGGGGAGAGGCGUGGCGGCGUGGCUGAGUUGAGAGGGAGAAGGGCGCCGCAGAGAGAAGAGAAGACGGGAUAUAUUAAGGAGAAAAAGGAAAGAGAAGGACUUGUGUUUCACAGAUUACUUGAAGCCUCUAUCUACCGUUAA
This is a messenger RNA of Sphenostylis stenocarpa, 474 nucleotides long. NCBI's taxonomy places the organism in Eukaryota, Viridiplantae, Streptophyta, Magnoliopsida, Fabales, Fabaceae. The record is from the annotation of a GenBank genome assembly.